UUGGUUACCGGUGGCAACGAUACACAAAAAACAAAUAACGAAUAACUUACUGAUCAGCUGGUGUGAAAAAUCGGUUUGUAUUUUAAGUUGAAUUGUUUCAAAUAAUCAAUGUAAUCAUUUUGUCAGCUGCUGAUUAUUGAUUGUAUCCGUUGGAUAGAAGGUACGGUGUGAGAUAUUGAGCACAUGGUCGCCACUAAAUGUUUCGGAAAAUUGAUUGAACGUUGCUGCCCUAACAAGUCGAACCGAUUGAACCAAAAAUGUCAUCCAGUAUGCGGUCAUCAUAAGUCAACAUUUCCGUAGCAAUCAUGACGCGUGCAGAUCUGCAAUUUGUUAGCAAUAAUAUUUGAAUAUCUAUGCGAAGUAUGGAGAGUUUGUACUCUAAUAAGAGUUCAAACUUUUCGGCUCUCCACCGGCGGAAAGCGGCCGCUGCCAGGCAACCGGCGAUUGUGAUAGCUUCCAGUAGCGAUGUCCGGCACCGGGUGAUGUCAGCGCGUAUGUUGCGCUUCAAACAAUUGCAAAACCAGUUGGAAGUGGCACAUCAUCAAAUUGCUGAAUUGACUAAGGAUAACCGAUUGCUGAGAGCAUUGCAAAAACGUCAGGAUUCGGCCCUAUCCAAAUAUGAAAACUCAAACGCAGAAUUGCCAAAAUUACUGCAUUCACAUGCAGAGGAAAUUCGGACUCAUCAAACCAAGUAUCGUAAUCUUCUAAACCAGAAUAAAGAGUUGCUCAACAAACUGAAACAAAAAGAUGCACACAUACUAACGAUAAGCGAUCAAAAUAAGCAUUUGAUACAAUUGAACAAAGAUAAACAUCUUGAAGAACGCGAGAGGCUUGCCGAGAGAGUCCGUGACCUGGAAGCUAGGCUUAUCGAGAAGGAUAACGAUAACAAACUGCUAGUUAGACGUUUGCAGCUAGAAUCAAAGAACUUCAAGGGACAACUUCAACAGGAAGUGUUGAAACAGAGGGAAUUCGCACAGAAGAUGGAACGGGCGCAUCACGAAAUACAGCGGCUGAAUUCAGUGAUUGAGAUCUAUGAAAAGAGAACUCCUUCUACAUUAUUGAAAAACAGCUAUCUAAUGAAACCUCCAAAACCAACUUCAGGAACCAUUAUACGACUACCGAACGGCUCACCAGUGAAACCAUCUUUCCCUCUUCAGAAUCUAGCAGAACCUGCUCCGGUAACGAUCAUGGAAAUCGCCCCGAAAAAGCUGCCCGAAGAGUUCGGUGAUGGUGAUCACAAAUCCCUCAACCCGAGCCCAAAAAUGCUCAAACCACUGGGAACAAUCGAGGAUCCAACACCGGCUGUAACCCCGGCAAAAAUCAACAAAUCGAAGAAAAGACAUUCCAUUCCAAGAGUUCGGGAAGUUCAGGAGAACGGAGAUGAUGACAACAACGGGAAGGACGAAGAACAUCACUUCGACGAAUCCUUCUGUAAGGAGUUCAACCAGUACGCUUUGCAGACUGAAGCAGAGUUUGACGAGGCCAUCGAAAACGAGCUGUCCAAAUUGAAAAAUGAAAUCGAAAUUAAUGGCUCCACUGAUAAUCUGCUGCGCCGUAAGAAACAACAUUUUGUCACCACAGAAGUCUCAUAUGAAGAUGAUUACGAACCUGACUCUUCACCGGAAAAACACCGAGGAAAAACUAACGAUCUCUUUGAGCACAAGGUGCACAUAAGUGAGCUGGAAGAUCAAAUUCGUAAUAUGGGCGGUCCUUUGUUGAAUGGCGGCGGAUUGACCAGGAAUAAGCCAUUUCUAAACGGCAAAAGAGAUUCUUCUUCCGGUGACACAGACGUUGAUUCAAGCACAAGCACCAACGUGAGCAGAGACUCGUCGUCCAAGGAGUUUGAGUCAAUGAAGCGGGAAAUUAGGGAGAGUAUCAUGAAGAAAGAAUGUCUGUUGGAUACAUUUUGUGACGAAGUCAACGGGAAGGAAGGGCAGAGCAAACUGCACAAUGGUCGUUCAAAGGAGUUCCACAGAAAGGCCCAGAUUGACCCAAAGAAGAAAAAGAAUCUGCUUGAAGCAUUGAAGGCCAUUGAUGGUGAUAGUUUCGAUAAAUGAGUUGUGUAUUACGCUACUUGAUCCUGACUGUAACAGUGCUAAUAAUCACAUGAUAAUUAUGGAUCACAAUGUAUCACGUUUUUAAUAGAUGCGGUAGUAUGUAUAUAUUUUUUAUGACUGGAAU
This is a messenger RNA of Armigeres subalbatus, 2181 nucleotides long. Its product is annotated as lebercilin. NCBI's taxonomy places the organism in Eukaryota, Metazoa, Arthropoda, Insecta, Diptera, Culicidae. Bases 354 to 2057 code for a protein of 567 amino acids. The record is from RefSeq and is a predicted model, not a curated record. Gene Ontology annotation, biological process: intraciliary transport. Gene Ontology annotation, cellular component: axoneme. The transcript is spliced from 7 exons.